GAAACUGUCUCAAUUAUCCAACAGAUGAAGCGUAUAAGCCGACCAUUGAACAGAGUACAUUGGAAUUAGAAUAUUACCAUCAGGUUAAACAAAUGGUCAUAUAUAACAUGACUAUUGAUUCAGCAAUGAGUCCAAACAACGUGGAGACGUUUUGGACGAAUCGCAGGGAUGCCAACAGAAUACACUUCACUUUUCAGUCCAUAUUUAGUUCUGAUACGCUGUUUCUGCCGGACAAACCGAGUUACAUUGAUCAGUAUGAUCUAGGAAUUUCGGAGGCGGAUAUAAAAGCUCGUCUUACAAAUCUUGUAGGUGCAGAGAAAUACCAAAAAACUUUACCCUGUCCUGGAGUUGGCAACGACUACCCUAUACACGACAGACUCUACCGAUGCAAUGCCAACAUUAAUGAUUUCAACAUUCGAUUCGACUCCGGAGAUACAUACAAUGUUGUAUUCAGAGCAAAAAAUGGUGGGUUCCGAAUUCUCAGCCCUGGCGGAUCCAAACAGUACUAUGAAGGUCGGGUAAACACAAAGGAAGUUAAUAUAAAAUUUGACACAGAGACACCUGUACAUUGUUCUGAGUCUGGGAAUUGUCCUAGUUCUGAUGCCAAGAUGUUGCAUAUAGCCAAAGAUGUGACAAAGACGGAUAUUCAGCUCAGCUGGAAGGGAUGGCGGGAUGAACUCUCUAAAGUUGCACGAUACGCCCUAGAGGUUUUCAAGUUGGAACCAGACGGGUUAGGGAACCUCAAAGAGCCGUACACUGACUUAGUUCCAAAUCCUGUCCCCCUCAGUAUAACAGAAUUUAAUGAAACAACAGAGGGCGGAGAACACACGUUUACUUUCAGACCAUCACAGCCUGGUGUCUAUUCCUGGAUUUUGGAGGCGAAUGACCGAGCGAACAACUCUGCCUAUGCGCGGCGGUUCGUUAUUUAUGACCCAAUCUCCAUCGUGACGUCAGAUCCUACUCAUUUAAUGCACGCUACGUCUGGCAACCCAGAGGUAUACUACGAGUGGCAAAUUCAAAAACCCCAAACCGUCACUGUCACCUGGAAAAACUACUUUGCCAAUGUUCAACAUGAAAACGGGAAAUAUUUAAAUCGUAUUAAACUUUUCCCACCUUCUCUGAGCGAUGGAGGUGAUCGUGAUGGCUACAAGAGAAUACUCGAUUCACGUGAUGACACUGAAGGGACGAGAACCAGAGACGCCAUACCGAAUGAACGGGGAAUUAUAAAAUAUGACUUCGCUCACUUAUUCGGCAAGGAACAACAUAAUGCUCUCUCAUACCAAAAUAAAAGUCUUGAUGAAACGUCUAUCAGUAUAUCUUUAGACCAACAACUAUCCGAUGGACAGUCCCUGACUGUUUGGGUGAAAGCAUAUGAUAUACUUGAAAACACUAAAGUGGAACGAAUGGUCCUACAUUACGACUCUUCCCCUCCGUCCGCAAGCAGUCCUACGUUGCAGAAAAAUGUGGGUGUGGAUAAAAUGGAUUUUUCCAGCAGAAUUCAGAUCCUUGGUGCUACAGAUCCCCAUAGUGGUGUUAAGAAAAUCAAAUAUCGAUUCAUUGCCCGGAGCACUGGAGAACGCAUAAAUAACAGAGACUACGAAUAUAAAAAUCCUCAACGAGAUACAAACUAUUGUAACAUUAAUCCAUGUGAUGACAAUCUUCCCAAUGGAGACUCGCUCGGUAGAACCAUAACAUUUGACAUUAACAAUUGUCAUGCAAUGAAUGUCAGUGAUGUUUCAACAGAAAGAGUAGAUAUAAGAAUGGAUAUAUACAAUUCUGCAGGUCUAUCUAUAAGUAGAAGCGUUCAGAUUACGGAUCUUACUGACCUUCGAGGGGUCCACUCUUAUUUCGGACCUAUGAAUGUAACACUCGCAGACGUGAUAUCCCUGUCAAGUGUGAAGAUAAUGUGGGUACAAGCCUCAAGUUGCUACAACGUUCAGGGUAUCAACUUUACCUACUCGAAAGCAGGUGGUAAAGAUGAAAAGGCAUUCUGGGUUCAUAAAAAUAGUCAUUGGUUCACAAUGGCUCGGUUGGAAGCAGGAGUUGAGUAUGUUGUCAGGUUAUAUACCCUGUACGGUGAUAAUGAGAGGAAUCCCGUCCGUAGUGAAGCUUCUAUCUUUAAAUUCACAAUACCUGAAAAUGCCGCUGCAGCUGUCAUCGGAGGAACUGUUGGAAUGACCCUCUGGUUCUUUCUUUGUCUAUAUUCGAUCGUCUUGCCAAUCUAAUGCUUAUCAACCAAUCGGAACUUAUCUUACAAGCUACAUGGGAACUAAAGAUAUGUAGACCGAACAGACGCAACUUUGCAGAAAGCGGACUCAGAGGUAAAGUUGAAGAUAAUGAACAGUGAUUAAUCUCAUAACUCCAUUAAGUAAUACAAAAUAGAGAGUAGACAACUGGACAUACUAGAGGUGGGGCCAAGGGCCUCGGAGGACAUUGUGUAUGUUUAAAAGUAAAUGAUAGAGUAUCCAUUUCUCUUUUCUAUCAAGUUUAUGACAAAAUGCAAAUUCAGAACUGUUAUCAAAAUACUAUUAAUACACUUUGUUUUUAUGAGUAGAUUCAUAUCUUAUGUAAAUGCCAAAAUUCACACGCUUGACGUUUUACUUUUGGUUUGGCAUGCAGAGCGUUGUGAUUCAUUUUCAUGACCAAUAUAAUUUUAAAAUCUAAUACGGAUCAAGGAAGCAAUAAGAAAGUAAUGUUUAGCAACAUUUCUCAACGACUUGUUUUAUCACGGAAAAGUGAAAAUAACGAACAGUGAGCAAUUUCAUCAUUCCUCUAAAGAAUACAAAUUUAAGAGUAGGGUAAUCAUGGACCCCUCUGAAAUAUCAGAGCUGGGACUAGGUCCCUCGAAGGAUCCCCUGUUGGCCGAUGACACCUGUCAUAAGUCCUAUAUUUGGAUCAGGUAAACGGAGUAAUCGGUAGAGAAUAUUAAUAUGCAAGGAACGGCCUAACAAUUGGUAUGAAACACGUCAGACAACAUUCGACCUAAUAACAUGUUGUAUUUGGAAAAUAGAUUGUUAUAGUGACUAUAUUAUUUGUGUAAUCCUGACUUUAAACGACGCUGUUGAAACCCCUGUAACAUUUAUUUGUCGGUAACCUGCAUUGAUUUCAAAACUGAUCAUACGUAGAACAAGCUCUUGUGUAUCAAAUCAGUCGAGACAUUAACAUCAUAUAUCGGUGAUAAUGGAAUAUUUGUUUUAUAAGAAAUAUUAGAAAUUGACGAGGAAGAACCUGGAGUCACCCCGUUUCGCAUAAAGUUGAGUUGUUAGUUUAUCGUUAGCAACGAUAGUUCAUAAAAUAUCCAAGCAUUAAGCAGAUGUAGAAGACUGUCGUGUUUAUUACUUCGAGUUCACUGGGAUAUAUCGAAUUGACAUAUGAAUGAAAAUGAGUAGUGUUAAUAGCUAAAACGUUGUCGAUAUAUCUUAAUGUUGAGAUAUAUAAAAAUAUAGCACACACUUAUACAAACUAAUAAACUAAAUAAACAAUCAAACCAUGUCGAAAUUUUAGAAUUUAUUUUCACAACAACGGUUUCAGAUGAUAUAUAGAUAUCUACAACAAAGGUAUGAUUAAUAAAGACAUCCAAAUGUUCAAGACCAAUAUGUUAAUAGACAAUAUACUGACUCUGUUAUGUAAAUAUCUGAUAUUAAAAUCCGUUUUUGUGUGUGCGUGUAAUUGUGAGUGCGUGUGUGGGUGCGUGCACACAUGCGUGCGUGUGUGUGUGGACAGUGAAAAUGACCAUAUAAAGCACCAACGACACAAACAAUAUUGACUUAAAAUGUUCGGUACAACCAGUCCCUUCCUAAACACCCCCGAGGAAUGAAUGAUUACAUAAAUAAAUGUUACGAUGAACAAAGAAAAAUUACAACUAGCACCAUACCUACAAUAUCAAAGAAAACAAAAUAACUACGAAACACUGUAUUUGUUUUUAGUUUUCAUUAAUUGAGCGUGUACAAAGCUCAUCUCGCUGUAAAAUGUGACAUUACACCCUUCGUUCCAAAUAUAUUCCUACGACGGUAGUUUCUUCAAUUAUAUCUUUUGUACGAUAAUUUAUCAUUACGGUUAUUAAUUCAAAUUCUUAUAUUUCUUUUAAUUUCAAUCAAUUCCACUCUAAUUUUGGCCAAUCGUUUAUCACUUAGUUAAACAUCUUUCGGUUUACACAUCCGGGGUCUCGUAUUCUCAUUUCAAAGCCUUUCAAAUACUCUAUCUCCGAAGGAAGAUUUAUCAACUAAAGCCAAAACUGAUAUUAAGACAUAAAAAAAUACAGGUUAGUAGGGAUAUGAAAAAGCUGACAGUACACAGCUGUGGAUGAAUAGAUAGAGAAAUGGGGUGCCUCCGUGGACGAGUGGUUGGAUCAUUGCGCUCAAAUUCACAGGGCCUCUCACCUCUGGUCGGCGCGGGUUAGAAUCUCGCUCGUGUCGGUUAAUGAGAAAGUUUCCCAGUUUACUUUCAAAAGGUCGGUGGUCUCUCCCAGGUACAUUUUAUCAGAUAAUUGAAAAAUUGUUGAGUGUGGCGGAAAACAUCGAUCAAUGAAUCAAUCGACAGAUCAAUGUAAAAAAAAAACCAUGACAAACAGUUUCAUUAAAUCCUAUAGAUAUUAUAAAGAAUACAAAAGAGAAGGCCAAAAUGAACCCCUGGACACACAUCAGAGGUGGAAUCAGUUCCUCGUAAUUGGGAGUACAUUCAAAAGUAAAAACAGGAGAAACGUGGGAAAGUUGUUAAAUUGAUUUUCGAAAGCGUUCCCUUCGAAAUUCAAGACGUCAUUGGAACAUCUAGAAACGAAACGCAUUGGGUUUUCUUGAAGUCACGGUAAUAUUCACGUUUGGUCUUAUUGCAGUAGCAAACCAUCAUCAGGAAUGUGUACCUGCAUUCCAGGAAUCUCCACACGAAAAGGAAAGGAUUGACGAAGGAAUUCAGAAGAACGAGGACACCAAAUCUGCUUUGAAGCAUUAGAAUGGUCUUCUUCAUUGCAGAGUUCUUGUCGAAUAUAUCAAUCAUGUUCAUGACGAUCAUUGGCGUAUACAGAACCAUAAAGGUUCCUGUGAUGGCAGACAGAUUUAUGAGAAUUUUGGCCUGGUUCUUGAAAUGUCUUUGUCUGUUCAGAGAGUCUGCAGUGUGUACAGAGUUGGAUAGCUUGUACAUCUUCAUGAACAUCAAGAUGUAGAGGACAAUGUUUAGUAUCAUAGAUAUGCAGAAUAGAUAAGUUAAAAUAGUCAAUCCCGUCUUGCCUACCAUGAUGUACGAGGCACAUACUUCUAGAUCUUGGAUGUCGUAGAUACGGAACCCAUCGUGAAAAUUCACCACAGUCAACAGACAGCCGCAGACCCAGAGGGAUGCAAUGAUGAAUUGGCACGUUUUCUUCUCUAGGAAAUUGUGGUAUUUGAAGGGAAAAAACAAGGCGCAGAACCGGUCGAAUAGCAUUCCGGUAAUAUUCAGGAACGAAACCACAACUCCGAGACAGUAGAGAUACAUCAAUGGUCGACACAAACUUUCUGGUAAUAUAGGAGAAAGGCAGGAAUCUCCCAGGACCGCAACACCCGUCAAUAGGUCGGUCACAGCCAAAUUCAUCGACAGCAUUUUGAUCUGCAAACUCAUUUUCUUGGUCUGAGCUAAAAUGAAUAACGCUAACAAAUUCAUAAGCGUUAUCAAAACCCCGAGGAGAAAAGGUAGUGCAUCCUGCUGUAAGACAAACGUACUACCUUUUGUCUUGUUCAUCUCCAUGUUGGUUUGCAUUAUGAUUUGCAGAAGCCUUGGGUAAAUAUAUAUAGAGAGGAAAAUGUAGUCCUUGUCUUUGUGGGAUUGGCUAUUGUAUAUUGAUUUUUCUUUCAUAACCACAUGUAGACAAUCAUAUGAUACUUGUAUUCGUACCGGUUUUAAGGUCAUCUUUCUGUUAUGCAUUGUCACUCUCGUGCAUUGGGUAAAACUGCUAACACAUCACUCUCAAAAUUCAGAUAUCUGUGGAACUUUCUUUUUCAAGAUACUAGUGUAUGUAUAUAUUUGAUUGUUUUGGGGUUAUUCAAAAGUUCAGUUUCGAAUUCUAAUGAUUAAAUCAAUGUGGUCUGUCCGUCGGUCUCUGCCUCGCAGCCUGUUUAUUUGUUACACCUAGUUUUGCAGGAUAUAUCUAAAAGUCUUUGAGCCAAGCAAUGAAAUUUUAUAUAAUGAAGUACAAAUCCUUAUUACUCAAAAAAGACAUUUUUGAUAAGGUAAAGGACAAGUUGAAAAUAUAUAUAUUGUAGAAAAGUCCAAAUACCUAUAGUCCUAAUUGGGUUUUACUAGUAAAUAAAAAAUGAUUAAUUAUGUACAUGUUUUUAUUAACUCAUUUUAUAUGAUAUUAAAUUUUUCAAUAUUAUGGGCUAAGCACUUAAUGUAUUUUAGGUAGCUCCCGUUUUCUCUCCUUGAAGAAAGUAAAGAUACUAUAGUUAAAAGUAGUUUCUUGUAAUUUUCUUCUUGUUGGGAAGAUCGGUCUCUUCACCAUGCACGAGGAAACUUAUAACAAAUUCAAUUCUCUUUUGACAAUGGAGAAGCUGAAAUCAUCCCGUUUGUCAUAAAAUUGAGUUGUUAGUUUUGCCGUUAAUAUCUAUUUUCAAUAUUAAAAUAUCUAAGUUGGAAGCAGAAAUGGACGACUCUUAUGUCUUUUAUUUUGGGUUCAUAAGGAUAAAUCUAAUUGACAUAUGAAUGAAAAUGACUAUUGUUGAUAGGUGAAAUGUGAAGAUAACGAACAGUGAUCAAUCACAUAACUCCCAAUAGCAAUACAAAAUAUAGAAUUGGGCAAACACGGACUCCUUAAUAUACCAGAGGUGAGAUCCGUUGUCUAGGAGUAGUACGCAUCCCCUGUCGACCGGCCACACCCGCUGUGAGCCCUAUAUCUUGAUCAGGUAAACGGAGUUAUCCGUAGUCAAAAUCAGUGUGCCAAGAACAGUUUAACAACCGGUAUGAAACAAAUCAGACAGCAUCACGUCAGCGUCACGAAACACGUCUGACUCAUAAAAUGUUUCUCAUACAUUAACUUUGUUAUAUUACUGGAUGCAAUACAUUUUUAAAAUUCAUUUCAACCAUAUUAAUAUUUUGUUAGACAGCAAACAAAUCAACAGACUGUAUAGAAUAUAAACUAAUACAAAUUGGA
This is a messenger RNA of Ostrea edulis (European flat oyster), 7117 nucleotides long. RefSeq lists its product as uncharacterized. The transcript is spliced from 12 exons. The record is from RefSeq and is a predicted model, not a curated record. Lineage: Eukaryota; Metazoa; Mollusca; Bivalvia; Ostreida; Ostreidae. The coding region runs from base 93 to 2225 and encodes 710 amino acids. Gene Ontology annotation, molecular function: protein binding.